Messenger RNA from Vitis riparia (riverbank grape), 1005 nucleotides. RefSeq names its product cation channel sperm-associated protein 2. Gene Ontology annotation, biological process: cytokinin biosynthetic process. The record is from RefSeq and is a predicted model, not a curated record. The coding region runs from base 184 to 678 and encodes 164 amino acids. Lineage: Eukaryota; Viridiplantae; Streptophyta; Magnoliopsida; Vitales; Vitaceae. The transcript has a single exon.
UUUCAAAAUGUGAGAUGGGUAUAUCUGUUCUCUGUGUGGAAAGCAAUUUGGGUCAGAAAGCUAAAAGGCAUAAGCAAUCUUCUCAGGUGUCUAAAUACAGCUCCUUGCUUUCCUAUUUCAGAACUCUUGUUUCCUUUGCAUUUUGAUUCUUCUCCCUUUCUCUUCUUCCUCUUGCCUAUAGUAAUGGAGUCUUCCCAACUCUUUGGAGGUACAGAAGAAUGUAAUAGCAGUGAAUCUGGGUGGACAAUGUAUAUUGGCUCCCCCACCCCCACAUACGGUGUCGGUGAUGAUAAACACAAUGACGGUGGAGAAAAUGAUGAUGAUGAUGAUGAUGACGACGACGACGACGACGACGAUGAUGAUUAUGAUGCUAGUCAUGGCAAUGAUAGUGAUGAUUCUAUGGCUUCUGAUGCUUCUUCUGGCCCGAGCCAUCGAGAACGACCAUGUGGGAAAGGUGGAUACGGUCAUGGCAUGAACUGUUUCGAGUAUAAUAAGAAUGAGGAUGAUGGCAAGUAUCGCACGCAUAAGAAAGCUGACAGUCGAGCGGAAAAGCAAAGGGCUGAACAAAAGAGAAAUGAAGAGAAAGCAGAGUCCAUGUUUAUGGCAAGAAAAGCUAAUACUCAUGUUGGAAGCAACAGCAAGGUAAGAAAAACCAAUUGGAUCGGAAAAAGAAAAUAAAUGCUUUCCUGCUCUUCAGAUUGUGUUUAUAGAAUGGUAGUAGGGGCAGAAAAAUGAUCCUUAGCUGAGACAUAUAGGCAGCUAGCACAUCCAUGGAUAUAAAUUAUGUUGUGUGUUUUCAGAUUUCCAAUGUAAUAUUUGAAUCAAGAAAUAUAAUGUGCAGAUCAGCUGGCACAUCCAUGGAUUCAGAGAGGGUAUCAUAUUGGUUUAGAUAAGUACUAUUGUGGGUAUAUUUCCACUAUUGUGUCUAUGUAUCAUCAUGUACAAUAGGAUGAAAAUAAGAGUGCACUGAUGAUAUGAGAUGGUCUGUUAAUUACUCUCUCAGCA